AUGGAUAAUUUAGCAGCGGAGUGGAACCGUCUAUCGUUAUCAGAACAGGAAGGGGAGGUUUUCAACUUUGACAACCAAAAGUGUAGAAUAGCGUGCACGCUUGCUGCUAAGUUUUUUACGAAGCGUGCGCUUAACAUUGACGCUGUCGCUCGGACUCUCAAGCCUUUAUGGAGGACGAAACAUGACUUUGAGAUUCAAGAUAUGGAAGAUCAUAUUAUGCUAUUUGUUUUUGAGAAUGAGUUAGAUGCUAACAGAGUCUUAUUGGGAGAACCGUGGAGUUUCGAUAAAUACCUGAUUGUUCUACGAAGGUAUGAGGAUGAUAGCUCUUUGAGGAAUCUGUGUUUUGAUACGGCAAAAUUUUGGAUACAAGUUCAUGACCUACCGGUUCGGCGGCUGGUCACUGAAGUGGUAGAAGCACUUUGUCAGUCUGCGGGUUGA
Messenger RNA from Quercus lobata, 438 nucleotides. RefSeq lists its product as uncharacterized. Lineage: Eukaryota; Viridiplantae; Streptophyta; Magnoliopsida; Fagales; Fagaceae. The record is from RefSeq and is a predicted model, not a curated record. Bases 1 to 438 code for a protein of 145 amino acids. The transcript has a single exon.